Molecule: messenger RNA, 1942 nt
Organism: Protopterus annectens (West African lungfish)
Lineage: Eukaryota; Metazoa; Chordata; Ceratodontiformes; Protopteridae
Gene: OPN1SW
Product: opsin 1, short wave sensitive
Exons: 5
Coding region: 1-1041 (346 amino acids)
Biological process (GO): visual perception; G protein-coupled receptor signaling pathway; phototransduction
Cellular component (GO): photoreceptor outer segment; membrane
Molecular function (GO): G protein-coupled receptor activity
Source: RefSeq, a predicted model, not a curated record
AUGUCAGGGGAAGAGGACUUUUACCUUUAUAAGAAUAUUUCAUCAGUCGGGCCCUGGGAUGGACCACAGUACCACCUUGCUCCUAAGUGGGCUUUUUUCCUACAGGCUGCUUUUAUGGGGGUUGUGCUGUUUGUAGGCACACCUCUAAAUGCAAUUGUCUUGUUUGUUACAGUCAAAUACAAGAAACUGAGGCAGCCACUUAACUAUGUUUUGGUGAACAUAUCACUUGCAGGCUUCUAUUUCUGCACAUUUGGAGUGUUUACAGUGUUUGUUGCCAGCUGUCAAGGGUACUUCAUCUUUGGAAAGACUGUCUGUGCACUGGAAGGCUUUGCAGGUUCAGUUGCAGGUCUUGUAACAGGAUGGUCUCUUGCUAUGCUGGCUUUAGAACGAUACCUUGUAAUCUGCAAGCCAAUUGGCAACUUCCGUUUUGGCUCAAAACAUUCAAUGAUAGCAGUGGCUGCAGCUUGGGUAAUUGGAAUAGGGGUUUCAAUCCCUCCUUUCUUUGGAUGGAGCAGGUACAUUCCUGAAGGGUUACAGUGCUCGUGUGGGCCUGAUUGGUACACUGUUGGGACCAAAUACAAGAGUGAAUACUAUACUUGGUUCCUUUUCAUUUUCUGUUUCAUCAUACCUCUCUUCAUCAUAUGCUUCUCAUACUCUCAGCUUCUUGGAGCUCUUAGAGCGGUAGCUGCCCAGCAGCAGGAGUCUGCCACUACCCAGAAAGCAGAGCGAGAAGUCUCCAGAAUGGUUAUUGUAAUGGUGGGCUCUUUCUGUGUCUGCUAUGUACCGUAUGCAGCCUUGGCAAUGUAUAUGGUCAACAAUCGGAGCCACGGGAUUGAUCUCCGCUUAGUCACCAUUCCGGCAUUCUUCUCCAAGAGCUCCUUUGUCUACAACCCCAUCAUCUACUGCUUCAUGAAUAAGCAGUUCCGUAGCUGCAUCAUGCAAACUGUGUUUGGAAAGCCAAUGGAUGAGUCAGAAAUUUCCAGUUCAUCUACCAAGACUGAAGUAUCAUCUGUUUCCUCCAGCCAAGUUACUCCAAGCUAAGAAAGUCCAUCAGGAAGCCAAGCAGUCACCUAUUAACUUUUUGAAAGGUUACAAGACACCUAGCAGAAAACAAUUCAUCAAGUCCCUGGACAUUGACUUCCCCCUGGCCCUUUAUAUCUAAGCACUAAUGUGUGUCACUCUGAUGUGAUAGGUAAGGAAGUAUUCCCUAGCAGUACUCAAAGAUUCCCCUGAGUGUACGACAUAUGAUGAGAUAGGAAAGUCAUUCUGUGUUUUGAAUUCAAACUAUGGUUUUAUUUUUAGUAAACUAAAAUAAGGGAGAUCUGCAAUUCUGCUACUACUAAGAAAAUGAGGAUGUGUUUGUGAACAUGUGUACUUGGAACUGCUAUCUGAAUAGGGAUGUGCCUUCAUUAUACCAUACAAUGUAAUUGUUUCUAUGUAUAAGGAAAUGUCACAGACUUUUCUUUGAAAAUAUUUCAAAAUGCAAUAUGGAAAGCCUAUUUCUUCAAAACUGUCAAAUUACAUGAAUCAUGCAAGCAGAAAAAGCUAUGUGGAUUCAUGCUUGCACAUUAAAGUGCAAUUCAAACAAGCACUCAUUUUUAAUAUCUUCAAAUGGUUUACUCGAUAUGUGGGUGGGUGAGUUUAACUUAGUUUCUACCUCCUGUACUUGAUUUCUUUGAUGUUUCUUUCCCAUGCAUUCAAAUGCAUCUUCUGUGAUGAAAAUACAGAAUGAAACUGAUAAAAUUUAUUGCUGAUGGAACUGUAAACUAUAAAGUUUGAUCACUUACAAUGUAUACUAUAAUUACUGUAUGUGUUCGUCAUCUCCAUUGUAGUGUUACAUUAACUCAGGUCAUGCAUAUAACUGAAGAAAAGAUUAUGAACUGCUGAAGAAAAAUAGUAACACAUGAGCAAAGUGUAAUUUGUGAUUAAUAAAAAGUGUCUU